AUGGCCGUCGCAGGGAUUGAACGUCGUGUGGACGUCCGAAUUGCUUCAUGCUCCGAGGACUUCAUGUGCGGAUGGCUUUACUCGUCGCAAAAGUUUACCGCGUCGAGUCCCGGACCAGCCAUCGUCUUAGCACACGGCCUGGGUGGAACGAAAGAAUUAAAGCUCGAUGUGUAUGCCGAUGUUUUCAAUCGGAUGGGAUACACAUGUGUAGUCUUCGACUACCGUUGCAACGGCGGGUCUGAUGGUCUGCCACGAGGUUUGAUUGACUGGGAUCAGCAGCAAGAGGACUGGAAGUCCGCAAUCAAAUAUACACGUCAGCUGGAAAGCGUCGAUCCGAACCAAGUCGGGCUUUUUGGAACAUCUUUCAGCGGAGGGCAUGUCAUCCAGUUGGCCGCUACUGACAGAAAUGUCAAAGCAGCCAUCUCCCAGUGUCCCUUUACUUCUGGCUGGCAGAGUACGCUUUGUGCCGGCAUUGCUGCCGGUCUGAGGCUCGCAGCGCUUGGCCUCUUGGACACCCUCUUCGGCUCGGACAAAAGACCGAUAACUGUAUCGCUGACCGGAAAGCCAGGUGAUACGGCUCUGAUGAAUGCUCCCGACGUUCUGAGUACCUUUGCGCCACUUAUCCCUGAAGGCCAUCCGUUUCAGCAAAGAAUCCCUGCUCGUCUGACCUUGAAACUGCCUUUCCUGAGACCUGGCUCUUACGCAUCUGAUGUUCACUGUCCGAUCCUUUUUGGUAUAUGUGGCAAAGACUCAGUUGCACCCGCAGGCGCAACUUUGGCCUAUGCAAAGGCAGCCCCCAAAGGAGUGAUCAAGUCGUAUGCCGACGUGGGCCAUUUUGAAAUUUACUAUGGCCUGCCAUUUGAAAUAGCUAUGCAGGAUUACACGCGGUUUCUCCAAGAAUGUUUGCCACUUAAGCAUCCUCAAGAGGCAUAA
Penicillium samsonianum is the source of this 933-nucleotide messenger RNA. RefSeq names its product alpha/beta hydrolase. The record is from RefSeq and is a predicted model, not a curated record. Gene Ontology annotation, molecular function: hydrolase activity. Bases 1 to 933 code for a protein of 310 amino acids. The transcript is spliced from 2 exons. NCBI's taxonomy places the organism in Eukaryota, Fungi, Ascomycota, Eurotiomycetes, Eurotiales, Aspergillaceae.